GAUUUAUUUUUGCCAGUUUAUGUCAAAGGUACACACACAUGUAUAUAUAAACACGCAUUAGUUAGUUAUAAACUCGUUCUAUCAUCUUCUUCUUCCUCCCUCUCUCCUGUCUUUAACAAUGAACAUAUCAGUAAACGGACAGUCACAAGUGCCUCCCGGCUUUAGGUUUCACCCGACUGAGGAAGAGCUCUUGCAGUAUUACCUCCGCAAAAAAAUAUCUAACAUCAAGAUUGAUCUCGAUGAUGUUAUUCGUGAUGUUGAUCUCAACAAGCUCGAGCCUUGGGAUAUUCAAGAGAUGUGCAAGAUUGGAACAACGCCGCAAAACGAUUGGUACUUCUUUAGCCACAAGGACAAGAAGUAUCCCACGGGAACAAGAACCAACCGAGCGACCACGGUCGGAUUUUGGAAAGCAACCGGACGUGACAAGAUCAUAUACAGCAAUGGCGAUAGAAUCGGUAUGCGGAAAACGCUUGUCUUCUAUAAAGGUCGAGCCCCUCAUGGUCAAAAAUCCGACUGGAUCAUGCACGAAUAUAGACUCGACGAUAAUCUACUAGUUUCCUCCUCUCAUCUUGACGAUGACGUCACUCUAGAAACGUGUGAAGUCAUAGGAGGAGACGAAGGAUGGGUGGUGUGCCGUGUUUUCAUGAAGAAGAGUCUUUGCAAAACUGUAAACAGCAGUCCGCCGAGAUCGAUCAAAACGCCGUCGUUCAACGAGGAGACUAUAGGCCAUUUUCUUGAAGUUAUGGAGCAAUCUUGUAAAGAAGAGACCAUUCUAGACCCUUUCUUAAAACUCCCCAACCUCGAGUGCCCUAACACCGUCGCGAGUUACCAGCGGUUGAUGGACGACCAAGUCAGCAACUGCCACGUCAGUAAACUUGUGGAUCCCAUCACUAGCUGGGCCUCUUUGGAUCGUCUCGUUGCCUCGCAGCUAAAUGGCCCCAACUCAUAUUAUGAGAUCCCACAGUCACCGUUCCAUGGACUAAACGGGCCCGGUUAUUUCAAUACUGGUUUGACGCCUGAUUAUUAUAUACCAGAAAUGGAUGUCUGGAAUGACACAGAUUUCGGGAGAACGACGCCAUCGUCCAACUAGUUGCGCCACAUGUCCAACAUUAGUGGAUAACGGAAAAUGAAAGAGGAAGUGAUUACUAAUUACCAAACAAAAAACAUUGUGUAGAAAGAUGUAAUGAUCAUAUCAUAGUAGUUGAAACAUUUAAGAAAAAGGUCAGACUUGUAAU
Molecule: messenger RNA, 1235 nt
Organism: Brassica oleracea var. oleracea
Lineage: Eukaryota; Viridiplantae; Streptophyta; Magnoliopsida; Brassicales; Brassicaceae
Product: NAC domain-containing protein 66
Biological process (GO): regulation of DNA-templated transcription
Molecular function (GO): DNA binding
Source: RefSeq, a predicted model, not a curated record